Ctenopharyngodon idella (grass carp) is the source of this 3095-nucleotide messenger RNA. RefSeq lists its product as uncharacterized. The record is from RefSeq and is a predicted model, not a curated record. Gene Ontology annotation, molecular function: GTP binding. NCBI's taxonomy places the organism in Eukaryota, Metazoa, Chordata, Actinopteri, Cypriniformes, Xenocyprididae. The coding region runs from base 599 to 1966 and encodes 455 amino acids. The transcript is spliced from 5 exons.
CGAGUCACAUGACUUAGAAGAACACAGGAAAAAGAGGGAUGGGUGGUCUGCAGUGGGAUGUCUUUAUAGACAUUAACAAACAGACAAUAAAAUAAUCUCUAAUUCAGUGCUAUAACCAAUUGGAAUUAAUAAAAUUAAUCCAUAUAUAAUACUUAUCAAAGACUUUUGGAUAUUAUCCCAUCUGUCAUCAUUAUGCUGACGAAAAGGGGAAUUUUCCUUGCGAGUCUGUGAUGCUUCCUGUUUUGUGAAAACAUAACCUAAACAGCAGCUCUAAUUCACUUUGAGAGAAAUCUGACGCAAGGGUCUAUGGGCAGGUAAAUGUAUGGUUUUUUUUUCUGAUCUUUCGAUCUAAUGGACAAAAAAGGUUGUGCAAUUUAUAUAUGAACGCAGACACGACGGCAAAACUUAACAUUCUAAAAUGCUUAACGUGUAAUUAAAUGUGUUGUGUUCAUAUUCUGGAGUCAUCUUCUUUUCUGUACAUACACUGAAAACAAUUUUCAGCUCUAACAUUUCUAUAAUCCUUUAUUUUAAUCAACCUUUUCAUUAGGAAGUUUAUGAACUGAAGCUAUCGAGACGUUCCCUGACUGAAACAUGAAAAAUGGGAAACAAAUCAUCACAAGAGGACCAGCAGUGCUUGUUAAAUGGCAAUGAAGGUGAUGAAGAAAUUCUGCCUGUUUUUGAGGAACUUAAGCUUGUGUUAAUUGGAAGUCAUGGUGUUGGAAAAAACUCCAUUGGUAAUGCCAUCCUUAGGAAAAAGGUCUUCACAUUCUGGACAGUUCGCAAACAUGACGACAUUAAAGAGACUCGUACAGUAUCACGAAGACGGAUCCAUUUGACUCGCACCCCAAGCUGGAAAGAAGACUGGAAUAGUCCAGAGAAAACCAAAAAUGACAUUUUUCACUGUGUGAAGUCCUUAUAUAUCACGAGACCUCACGCAGUGCUCUUGACUCUUAAAUUAAAUUCGAAACUCUCAGAGUUGACCAUCAGCACACUAGAAAAUCUUCUUUCUGCUCAGCUGUGGGAGCAUACUAUAGUGCUCUUCACACAUAGAAAAAAACUGGAUGAUUAUACCAUUGAGGAUUAUAUCAUACGCCAGCAGCUUCAACCUUUAAUUGACAAAUGUGGACAAAGAUAUUUUGUGAUCCAAAAAAACUACAGCCAGAUUACUGACACAAUUGAAGAGCUCAUUGCCAAGAAGAACUUACCCUGUUAUUUUGAACCUAAUGAUCAGAUAAAGGAUGAUACUAUAAUACUGUCAGGCUUAAAAGACCUUGUCACAAGAAUCAAAUCUAAAAUCAGUUCUAUAUCAACCUACAAGGACAAUUGUAAAAAUGCACAAAAUAAAGCGCUACUCGAUUCUAAGGAUAAAGAGAUCAAGAGACUGAAUACCAUUGUUGAAGAAAAAGAGAGGGAGAUAAAGAGGCUACAAUCAAGAACUCAAGAUAGACCUGACCUGUCUGCCCUACGCAGAAGAAUUACUGAACUGGAAGGUCAACUAAAGGAAAUGAAUCAUGAGAAUGUAACACUGAAAGAGAAGAUUGAAGUAUUGGAAAAGGAGUUACAAAAGCAUCAAGAAGAGGAUCAACAUGUACAUGCAGGCUAUCGUAAUAAACUCUGUCAAGAUGUUAAACGGGAAUCCAUGACAAGCUACACACAAAUGCAUGAUCUUUCUUCAAAAGGCUCAGCUCUAAACAACUGGAGUGAGACUCUUCUUAAGAUCUUGGAAAUGCUGAAGGAUUAUGAAGUGAAGAAACUGAAAUACUACUUAAAGGAGGAUGAAGAAUUCACAAUAUCCAUUGACUCAAUAGUGGACACCGUUGAUCUAGCAAACGCAAUUAAAAAUCAGUGGGAUAAACGACGAGCAGUGCUGAAAAUACAAGACCUCAUCAAGAAAAUCCCUCGUAAUGAUGAUAAAAUGAUACAGCUGUUUGAACCUUUCUUGGAGGAAAUUGGAAAAACAUGGUGAUCAUCAGCUUUGCAGUCAUCAUUUCUUUCUUAAAGAGGACUGCUUCAUUUUAAUGAGAUAUUUCUUCUCCAUAUCAGGGAAGUCUCACACGUCUUAAUUAAAAUUUGGCACUGGAAUAAUUUUAUCUUCACGAACCCAGAGAACCAUGAAACGUGUCUAAUGAUUAGUUCCUACCCAGGGGACAGGGAAUGUUCUCAGAACAUUCUGACAAGGUUCUCUCAAAGUUAUAAACAUUCUUCUAAUAAUGUUAAUAGAAUGUUUGUUCAAAGUUGUCUGGUCUUUAAUGACGUUCUCAAAAUGUUAGCACAAAAACGGUAUUUAUGCAUUGUUCAUGGAAUGUUUUUUCUUAAAGAAUUUAGUUGGAUGUUCAUCUACCAUUUUUUAAGAAGUUACUACUUAUUUCAGAAUGUUUAGUGAACAUUCAAAAGUAAUGUUCCCAUAGUGUUUGCAAAAAAUUCCCUUAACAUUUGUAUAACCAAGAAAAAAAAGACAUUCUGAAAUAAUGUUUUCAUAACUUGAAGGGAUACUCUCUUUCAAAAAUUUGGGCUAAACUGCUCAAUUCAUAUGGAUUAGUUUUCCGAUCUAUUAAUGAACUGUUUGAAGCGUUAAAGAUCAAGUUGCAAAUGCAGUCUAUGGAGGGACAGACAUCUCUCAGAUUUCAUAAAAAAAAAAAAAAAAAAAAAAGAGAAGAGCUCUUUAUUUGUGUUCCAAAGAUGAACAAAAGUCUUACGGGCUUGGAACAACAUGAGGGUAAAUAAUGACAAUUUUCAUUUUGGGGUGAACUAACCCUUAAAUGAGAAUAUUUUUUACUUGGGUAUAUGGUUACAUUCUGAAUAUUUGCAGCACUAACUAUUAAGGUUACAGCUAAACUUUAGUCUUUAGUAAAUGUUGACAUAUUGUAAAAAAAAAAAAAAAAAAAAAAAAAAAAAAACCUUAUUUAGUUGCUCAACUGACUGAAUUCAGGGAAUCACUGCCAUUUAAAUCUGUUCGUACACUGUGAUGCCAUGAGGAUAAUCAGGGAAAACAGGCACUGGCAACUUCAUGCACCUUUAUGUCCUUUUAUGAUUUCAACAUUUUUUUAUCUCUUUUUUAAUAUUAAGGUCACAUUAAAACUUGAUUUUUUUAAAAA